AGCGAACCAGUGUCAUUGUUUUAGUUGAAAAGGAGAGUGUGGACGAAAAGAUGUGCCUUGUGAUGAAACGGUCCCAUGGGAGACAAUAGUAAAGAUACAGUGCCAUUACAAUGGGUUAUAUGGCUACUAACAUCUGAGUGAAACAGCGCGAGGCACGGCGAGCUAGGCUUCCGAGGGAGGGCCGGGCGGCGAGGAUCCGGAAGGGUGCGUUUGCGAGGCAGGGGAGCCGACGGAGCGCCAGACACCACCUGUUUCCGCGGGCAUCUGCCUCCGCCAUGCCCGCACCUUGAGCUUCCCUCCGCCUUGGAAUAUGAAGGUGUCCGCGUGGGCGUGGGCGGCCGUCGUCGCGGUGCUGGGGGCGGCCGCCAGCGAGGAGCGGCUGCUGCACAUCGGCGGCAUUUUCCCCAUCCGCGGCUCCGGCGGCUGGCAGGGGGGGCAGGCCUGCCAACCGGCCGCCAUGCUGGCUCUGGAGGAUGUGAACAAUCGACCUGAUCUCCUGCCUGGAUACAAACUCAAUCUGGCGUGGAACGAUUCUCUGUGCGAACCGGGCCUCGGCGCAGCGGUGAUGUACGACCUGCUCUACAAUCCGCCCACGAAACUGAUGCUCCUUGGCGGGUGUUCGACCGUCAGCACGACCAUCGGCGAAGCGGCAAAGAUGUGGAAUUUGGUUGUGCUCUCCUACGGGUCGAGCUCCCCAGCGCUGGCCGACAGGAACCGCUUUCCGACGUUCUUCCGCACGCACCCCUCGGCCACCGUGCACAACCCGCUGAGGAUCAAGAUCAUGCAGAAGUACGACUGGUCCCGCGUGGCCAUCCUCCAGCAGGCCGAGGAGGUGUUCAUCUCGACGGUCGAGGACCUCGAGGUUCGGUGCAAGGAGGCCGGCAUCGAGAUCGUGACCCGCCAGAGCUUUCUCUCGGACCCGACGGACGCCGUGCGCAACCUGAAGCGGCAGGACGCGCGGAUUAUUGUCGGUCUCUUCUACGUGGUGGCUGCCCGGCGCGUCCUCUGCGAGAUCUUCAAGAACAAGCUCUACGGCAAGAGCUACGUCUGGUUCUUCAUCGGCUGGUACGAGGACGGCUGGUACGAGCAGCACCUUCAGGAGGAGGAGCUGAACUGCACUCGUGAGGAGAUGCGCUUAGCGGCCGAGGGUCACCUCACCACCGAGGCCCUCAUGUGGAACAAAGACAACCAGAGGACGAUCUCUGGCAUGACUGUGGGAGACUUUAGGCGGAGACUGAACCAGGCGCUCAUCGAUAACGGCCACAGGAAUGGGAGCACGCCGGUGGGAUACCAGGAAGCCCCCCUGGCCUACGAUGCCGUGUGGAGUGUGGCCCUGGCACUCAACCGCACGAUGGAGAGGCUGGCGGCGAGAAACACGUCCAUCGAGGAAUUCACGUACACGAACAAGGAAAUCGCCGAUGAACUCUAUUCCGCCAUGAACGCCACUCAGUUCCUCGGUGUUUCGGGCCGAGUCGCCUUCAGUACGGACGGCGACCGAAUAGCGUGGACCCAAGUGGAACAAAUGAUCGACGGCAAGUACAAGAUCCUCGGCUACUUCGAUGGCCAGACAGACAAUCUCACUUGGUACAACUUGGAAAUCUGGGUCGACGGGAAAGCGCCCCCCGACCGCACCAUCGUCAGGCCGCAGCUGAGGACCGUGUCUCUGGGUCUUUUCAUCAGCAUGUGCACCAUCAGCGCCGUCGGGGCCAUGUGGGCGCUGCUGCUGAUCGUCUUCACCUUCGUGUACCGGCAUAAACGCCUGAUCCAGAUGUCCCACCCGGCCUGCAACAACAUCACCCUGGUGGGCAUCAUCCUCUGCCUGGGCUCCAUCUUCCUGCUGGGUCUCGACGGGCAGUUCGUGAGCGAGCAGAAGUUCCCGAGCGUGUGCGGACUGCGGGCCUGGUGCCUGUCUCUCGGCUUCACCCUCGCCUACGGAGCCAUGUUCUCCAAGAUCUGGCGAGUGCAUCGACUGACUACCAAGACCAAGACUGAGAACAAGUUCUCCAAGAUUUGGCGCGGCCACAAGUUCACCAGGAGGAGACACCAGCCCGUCCAGCGGGUGGAGCCUUGGAAGCUCUACGUGAUGGUCGGGAGCUUCGUGGUCGUCGACGUGAUCGUGCUGGGCGUGUGGCAGGGCGUCGACCCCCAGCAGAGGACGCUCGAAGUUUUCCCGCUCGAGGUUCCCCGGGACACCGUCGAGGACAUCAAGAUCAAGCCCGAACUGGAACACUGUGAGAGCCAUCACAACACCAUCUGGCUGGGUCUGCUCUACAGCUACAAGGGGCUGCUUCUUAUCUUCGGACUCUUCUUGGCUUACGAGACUCGAAGUGUCAAGCUGAAGCAGAUUAACGAUUCUAGACUGGUGGGGAUGAGCAUCUAUAACGUCGUGGUGCUGUGCCUGAUCACCGCCCCCGUCACCCUGGUCAUCUCCUCGCAACAAGACGCCGCUUUUGCCUUCGUGUCCCUGGCCAUUAUCUUCUGCUGCUUCCUCUCCAUGGCCCUCGUCUUCGUGCCCAAGAUCGUCGAAGUCAUGAGACACGUCGAGCGCACCGAGUCGACGGUCGACGGCGCCCCCAGCAAGGAGGAGGAGGAACGCUACCAGAAGCUGCUGCGGGAUAACGAGGAAAUGCAGAGGAUCAUCUCCGAGAAGGAGGAGAAGAUCCGGCUCCUGAAGCUGAAGCUGCAGGAGCGCGCCGCCAUCAGGAGCCGCGAGCAGCAGGCGGCGGAGAACCACGUGACCGCCGUAGACACCGCCCAGCAAAUGCGCCUUCGACAAGAUCCACCUGAAUCAAACAAAGACAAAGAACCAUUAUUUAGCGCGGAUAUAGAGCUGUAUUGUAGUAGUGGCCGUCCUGCAGUGCGAAUAGUGACUCCCGAAGGCCCGGGCGCCGACGAAAGUAUGGUGCCCAGGAUCAACUUCGAUAUCUCCGAGUCCUACUUGUGAAGUGGCGCCAUCGGAGACUGAUCUGGGACCCACUUCGAGGAGACUUACUUCACGCUUGGCUGUCGUCGGCUGUGGUGUCCCAGUGUUCGCGAAGCCGUUGUGACGCAGAGGGUCUUGCUCUUCUUGGGUGUUGGUUUGACGAUAGUUCGAAUCGAGCUUCAGUUCGAGUAGGGAUAAGGCGCUGCGACAUGCGCAGCAUAAACCCCUGAAGAAAAAGUUACGAUUUGUUCACAAUAUGAAGUUCGUCAUAUCGAUGCCCACCGGAGAUAUCAUGGUGUCAUCGAGAGAGAUGCCAAAAUUUGGCUCCAUUUCGGUACCUGUUUGAAUUUUCGCCUAUCCCAUCAGUGGUGAGAGUACAAGAGGCAUUGGCAGUAUCACGGCGGUCCCCAUAACGUUGUCAUAUCCCGAACUCACUGUGCCGUUGUCCCCAUGUCAGUAAUUGCAGACUCGAUUCAAAGCUGAUAAACAAGCUGGUUCUCCAGAUGGAUUUUUCCUGCUUAGGGUCUUUUGCUGCUUCGCACCAGGGCUUGUGACCCGAACUCGUUGCUGCUUUCACACGAGCAGUCCUUGUGGUUGCGAGGGAGCGUUGUCUGUCGUCAUGUAAGGCGUCAGACAGGUACCCGCUUAAUGAUUGCUGAAAUGUUACUGCACAGAGACCCAUGAAGCGCCUCUUGGGAACAGGUAUCCGAGCAAUGCCAUGAGAAAGACCUUAGAGGUAAUUUCACAGUGCGAUCAACUAUGGAUACCAUGUUUCGGUGUCCAUUUGGUUCACAUGUUGGCUGUCUAUGAUAUUGCCGCUCUGCCCACAACUGCCGCGUCCAUGAUAGGUGAUAAACCAUAUAAAUAAAAAGUUACCAUAACAGUACUCAUAAAAAAGCAAAAAAAAAAAAAAAAGAAGAAAGAAAACACAGUAAAUACAAAUAUAAAACAGACACUAUACAUACGAUAGAAACAAGCACAUGCAUCCACAAUCAGUUAAGGUUUAGAACUGUCCUAGUCUGCGCACAUCGUUUCACGUCAACUUAGAAAUAAUACCGAGAAAAUAUACCUAGCCUAUCACACAGCAAGUCUGCCGAUGCUGGCAAGUCAUCACAAAGCUACCUCCUCGUAGAUCGCAAGAUAUUAUGACCAUAAUCAGAAGAAUAAUGCCCUUUUUGAAAGUUAAGACUUCAUCUUAUAGCAUUUUAUAUUAGGGAGAAAAUGAUGGUAUAGGUCAUUAACAAGCUUGGUGGAGAGGAGCAGUGGAAAAUUAAAUUCGAUGAAUGUGUUUUGAAAGUCAAGAUAAUUGUGGUGUGCAUCACACACACAGACACACACACACACACAGACACACACACAGACACACACACAGACACACACACAGACACACACACACAGACACACACACACAGACACACACACACACACACACACACACACACACACACACACACACACACACACACACACACACACACACACACACACACACGAAUAAACAAACGAAUAGUCCUAAACAUAUGAAUAUAUAAACAAACGUUUUUUUGACUGAAAAUUAGUUCCGUUUUUUUCAGUUACGAAUUAUUGUGAUUAUAACUAUCACAUGCACAAAAAAAGCAUUACAGUUUUUAAUGAUUUCUUAUAUUUGUUUCUUCAAAUCUUCAAAUCAACCUUACUUCUAGUUUGAAAUGUCUUCCUUUUGUCUAUUAUUACUACCUUAUUUGUGAAGUAGAAUAUUAUAGUAAAAACAUUGUGGCUAGACUGAAAUAAUAGAAGCAAUUAGAAUACCCGGAAUUACGAUAUAUUUAUAAACUCGUGUAAUAUAAAACCUUCCAGAGAUUGAAUUCAGAUUGCGACGCAAGGAGCUCUCACUGACACACGACCAGAGACCCGGAAAUUCACUGACUUGUUUGACUCUACAAAUCACCUUGUUGACAGUAGUUCCACUUGGCAUAACAUCAGGUCGCUCGUGAUCUUGGAAGACAUGGCCAUCUGCAGCUCUAGUCUAACUACGUAGAGAAUAAGAAAAAUGUACCGUGGCUUGUUUGUGACUCGUGGAAAAUAGUUAUUUCCUUAGUCUAGCAGCACUUGAACCAUUCUAUUUUGCAGAAAUGUUAACAUGAUAUGCAACUGCAGCUGCCAUGAUGAAAUAUCAGAGAAGAGGGCACGCACACUGUUGUUUUUCUUGCGUCCGAGCUAAACUUACGAACUUACUAUUAAAACAUAAUCCACCAUUAAAUCAACCUCAGGUGUGACAAAAUGCAGAUGAAACCUACAAGACGCAUGACCAAACGUAGUUCCAUGGCGGCCAAUUUACUACUGUCAUUUUAACGAUAACCUCUCCUCAUGAUUUGAAAAAGGGUUUAUACCAGGGGUCUCUCGGACUGUGCGCUCCCUGUGUCGGCAGUCUUGCCUCACCGAAACUAAGUACGACAAUAAAAAAAUACCAAAAAAGAAA
This is a messenger RNA of Penaeus chinensis, 5381 nucleotides long. It is a transcript of the gene GABA-B-R1, whose product is annotated as gamma-aminobutyric acid type B receptor subunit 1-like. Gene Ontology annotation, molecular function: G protein-coupled GABA receptor activity. Bases 311 to 2944 code for a protein of 877 amino acids. Gene Ontology annotation, biological process: gamma-aminobutyric acid signaling pathway; G protein-coupled receptor signaling pathway. The transcript is spliced from 21 exons. The record is from RefSeq and is a predicted model, not a curated record. NCBI's taxonomy places the organism in Eukaryota, Metazoa, Arthropoda, Malacostraca, Decapoda, Penaeidae. Gene Ontology annotation, cellular component: G protein-coupled receptor heterodimeric complex; membrane.